CAUCCACGGAGUAAUACCCGGACCUCGGCGCCAUCAUCCAUCGUCCAUCACCUGCAUACUUCCAUAGCGUUUAGUAAACAAACUCUGAUAACCGAGCAAUUGACCAUACACAAAAUAAAUCAGAGUAUAUAAAGCAAUAUAGCUUGCAGGGCAAGGUUAAAAUUCAAUAAGCAGCGUCAUCACAUCGAUCACCUCCAAUCAUCACCAUCCCCUCAUCAAUCAUCCCAAUCCAUCAGCAUCCCAAUUUACUAUCAUCAUGUCCAUCACCCUCCCCCCAUCCUACGAAUCCCACCCAACAACCCACAUCAAAUUCUCCCACCACCCACCCAACACCCCCUCCCCAACCCCCGUCAUCAUCAUCACUCUCAACCGGCCCGACAAACGCAAUGCCUUCACCUCCACCAUGGCCCAAGAGCUCGAAUGGGCCUUCACCACCCUGGACCGCGAUCCCCGCGUGAAAGUAAUCAUCCUGACCGGUAGCGGAGAUACAUUCUGCGCUGGAGCAGAUCUCGAAAUCGGAUUUAGUGUAGGCGAGAAGGGGAAGGAGAAGUUGAACUUACGUGAUUAUCGCGAUAGUGGCGGCCGCGUCGCCCUCUCCAUCCACCGAUGCCGCAAGCCCACCAUCGCCGCAAUGCAAGGCUCCGCCGUAGGAGUCGGUAUGACCAUGACUCUUCCUGCUGCUAUUCGAAUCGCCCACACCCCCAGCAAAUACGGCUUCGUCUUCGCCCGCCGCGGCAUAACCAUGGAAUCCUGCUCCAGCUACCUCCUCCCCCGACUAAUCGGGUAUUCGCGCGCCAUGUACCUCGUCUCCACGGGGGCAGUGUACCCGCCCACAUCACCGCACUUCGGGGGUCUCUUUGCCGAGACAUUUCCCACGAAGGAAGGGGUUGUGAAGCGGGCGGUGGAGUUGGCGAGUGAGAUGGCCCAGCUGGUGAGUCCGAUGGCCGGGGCGUUGAAUCGGGCGUUGAUGUGGAGGGCGCCGGCGAGUGUUGAGGAGGCGCAUUUGCUGGAGUCGAGGGUUUUGGGUCAUAUGUUUGCUUCUGAGGAUCAGAAGGAGGGUGUUGGGGCGUUCUUUGAGAAGAGGAAGCCCGAGUUCAAAUGUGAUUUGGAUGUGGAUGGGCCCGGGAAUUAUCCUUGGUGGGCGGAGGUGGAUAUUGAUCCGAGGGGGGAGGUUGAGAAUAAGUCAAAGCUGUAAGAGUCGAAGACUAGGAUGUAGAUAUAGCGAAGAAGUGAACAUAUUCAAUAAUCAUUUUAAAUCGCUCACUGAUAUGAAUAUUCGUACAAAUAGGAGAAAAAAGAGAACUUAAUUAUAGUUCUCAAGAAUGCCAUAGUAACAAUCACUCAAAAGGAAAUAGGCAUCCCAUGCAAAACAGAACCACUCAACUUUAAACAAUGA
This is a messenger RNA of Aspergillus vadensis CBS 113365, 1396 nucleotides long. RefSeq names its product enoyl-CoA hydratase/isomerase family protein. The record is from RefSeq and is a predicted model, not a curated record. The transcript is spliced from 4 exons. The coding region runs from base 257 to 1195 and encodes 312 amino acids. NCBI's taxonomy places the organism in Eukaryota, Fungi, Ascomycota, Eurotiomycetes, Eurotiales, Aspergillaceae.